AUGGAUGAAACUUCCAAAGAACUGUCAGAACCUGCGGAAAUAAAGAACGUUCUUCCGGAUGUUGUGAAUUCACAACAGUUAACCACACGAGACGCCGUAGGAGACGAUGCUACUAAUUCCACAACGGAUACGAGUCACCAUACACAUGAGAAAGUUCAAGAACUUGAGAAAGAAACUGAGGAAAAUAGUGGAAUAGAAUCCAUAUCAGAAAAUAUUCCUUUCAAUAUUGAUUAUUCUAACUCAGAAUCAGAACAUAUAGAGCCAAAUGCAGGAGACUUACUUAUAGUUACUAGUAAUAAUGAAAUAGCUUCAAAAAAUAGUUCUUUAAAUGUUCCCCAAGAUGCAAGCCAGCACAGCUCCUGGAACAUUGAUGUUAACCGAUCAGAUAUACACAUUAGUGAAGAAAGUCCGGUUAUACUUGCUCUAUCAUCUGAUACAUCUAAGGAAGUUUUAAAAAGUAAGGAACACAAAGAUGACGGGGAAAAAUCUCCCGAACAAUCCUCAAAUAGUGAGUAUCUUGACUCACUCAAUGAUACCAAAAGUCACAAAUCAAAUAACAACGAGGGCAGUAUUGAUGCUAAGACAACUUUUUCAUCUGAAAAAGAUGCAGAAUCUCUUGGACAGUGCAGCUCUGGUUCAGAAGAGAUAAUAAAGUUAGAUAUAAGAGGUCAAGCUGCUCCAAAAUUUCCAGUUCAGUCAACAAAAAUUAUAUUUGGUCCGCCGCCCGAUGGAAGUACCAUGAUGAGUCCACAUUUAGACCAGAUACCAGUGUUUCAAACAUUACUGUCUCCCUGUCUUGUGGGACCGAGCGAGGGAGUCACCAUUGAAGAAGUAUUUGAGGGCAAAGACACUCCCGACAAGUCACAGUCACUCACGGUCAGCUCCAGCGAUAAGGAACAGGAUGUUCUGCUCGAAGAAUUGAUAGUGGAACAUGACCAGAAGGAAGUGGGCCCAGACAAUGUGUCUCCGACAAAGUCAUUGAAUCCAGAUGAGACUUCUUUAAACACUAUGAGCACCGAGUACAAAACGCUGUGUGAGGAGUAUCAAUUCAAGCUGGUUCACUUGGAGGAGGCGAUGUCGAGGCGCGACCAACUAAUAGAGGAACUAACGGUCUCGUUGCAGCGCUCCGUGCGCGAGAGAGACGACCUGCGACACGACAACGAACACCUGCGGCGACUGGCCGCGGACCGCUCGCACUCGGCCCAGCUGUCCGACUACAUCAAGUACCAGGGCCUGCUGAGAGACGACACCAAGUACUACUCCGCGCUCGACAGCGGCCCCAGCUCGCGGCGGAGCUCCAACGGGGAGAAGGACAACGACAAGGAGGAGAUCACCGUCAACUACUCCAGGUCCGACCUGCGCUCCUCCUGCUCCGGGGACGGACGGGACGGACUGCACGGGAAGGUGACGGCGCUCCUCGACACGUACCACGAGCGGAUAGACGAACACACGAGGAACGAGUUGAGAGGGAGUCUGAUACAAGUGGUGUGUGAUGAGGUCGCCAGGAUACGGAUAGACUUCGACACAGACGUGAGGGAGCUGGAGGCGCAGCUGGCUCAGGAGAAACACGCGCGGACCGGAGACGUGAGGAGACUCAGGGAGCUGCUGGCUGACGUGAGGACGGGCGGCGGGGACCUGGAGCGGCUCAGGGAGGAGCUGGACCACAAGCACAGGCGGGAGAUGGAGAACCUGAGGACGUACUUCGAGAAGAAGUGCCUGGACAUGGAACGAAGUUAUUCCGAGGAGGUGAUGCGUGGUCGGGCGUGUGUGUCCCCAGUGUCGGAGGGAGCGGAGGCGGAGGCGGAAACGGGAGCGGGCGACGCACGCAGGAGGACGCGCUCGGCCGACCUACCCUCACUACUUAUGGAGACAUCGACGCCUCUAGAGGGCACCCUGAGACAGAUCAACAAGAAGUUGGAGCAGCGGCUGGUUGAGGAGAGGACGGAGCACCUGGAACAUGUGAGGAGACUGACACACACACACACGGAGAAGGUGACGGACCUGGAACAACAGAUAUCAGAACUAAAAGCACACAUACAGACUAGUGAAAACACAGAGGCUAACGUGUCUGUGUACCAACAGGACAUAGACUUGGAGCUGGAGAAGAACUCUAAUCUAUUCUAUCCACGGUAUGUAUAUGUCCUUACUAAACCGGUGUGUCUCCCGCCCUCUCUAACGGCCGCAUGUCCUGUGUCCGCUCGCUCACUAACCGGCCUACCGCAGCGUGCCCGCGACCGAGUGCUGCACGACAUGCAACUACAGCUGCAGGUGUUGUUGUCCGACCCUGACGCGGAGCUGUCCAGCUGGCCGCUGGAGCUGGUGGCGCUCAGGGACAGGAUCCAUCACGACAGAGAGUUAUCGAGUGUCCGGGACGAGCUGUCCAGCGGAGAGGGAGACAAAUGGAGGCAGAGGAGGAACAACAGCUUUGAUCAGAACAGACAGCUGGAGGAGGUCACCCGGGAGAGGGAUGGUCUCCGUCGUGUGGCGGGCGUGUUACAGCGAGCUGUGUCCUCACUGGUCGCGUACUGCGCCAGCGCCGAGGACGAACUGAACAGGACCGUGCUGAACAAGCUGCUGGGACACCUGGCCGCGGACGACGACACGAUCGUGGAGCUGGACUCCCGGCCGUCCACUCCGGUCGCGGAGCUGAGUGUGUUGGGAGAGACGCACGUACACCUCGCGCCCGACCUGCACUCCAUACUGGUGUCGCUGGACGAGGCCGGCGUGAGGGGCUUCCUGCAGCAACAGAGGGACCUCGGGGACGACAUCAAGAGGGAGCUGGACGCCUCGCUCAAGAGACUCAGACACGAGGCCAGGGACCUGCUGCAGCUGUCCGCGAGACUCGCCACCAACAGUCAGUUACACACACACACCACACUAACACGUGUGACGUCAUCAUCAGACUUGAUAUCAACUAUAUAUGUGUCUGUUCACACAGAGGCGCGACACGAGACGAGGAUGUUGGAGAACAGCACGCGGGAGGCCAAGGAGGAGGAACGGGAAUGUAUCAACUGUAUGAUGCAGAGAAAAAACGUCGAGGAAGCCAUGUCUGAGUGUCUCCAACGUGAGAGUCUGCUGCGGAGCGACCUCGACGGAGCCAUGAUGAAGAUAGCUCACCUCAUGGGACCCGCGGACAGGACGCACGGAGACGACGUGGUGGAGGGGUACGGCACGGGCGGGCGCUCGCUGGACGGACUGACGCCGCGCGCACAGCUCGCUGCGGACCUCGACCACGCGCUCCGGGAGAAGGACGACCUGAAGCAACAGCUGGAGGCGGCCAACCGUCAGCUGCGCUCCACGCGUCAGUUCGUGGAGGAGCAGGCGGCCGAGCGGGAGGCGGAGAGGGACGAGUUCGAGGACCGGCUAGCCGAGCUGAGGGAAGACAACACACGGCUGGCCGCGCGCCUGCAGAACAACGCCAGAAUAGUGACCGAGGUCGAGCAACUGGAAACUCAGGCUCGGGAGAUGAAUCAGAUAAUAGCGGACCUGGAGCAGAGGAAGGGAGCCGCGGACGAGGAACUUAAGGCAGCGGAGGAGAAGGUGACCUUACUGAGAGACAUUAUACACAACCUGGAGACACAGCUGGAGGACAAGACGAACAGGGAGAGGGACGUGCUGCGGGAACUGGGGGAUAUGAGGACGGCCAUAGACGACAGGGACCGGGCCAUGAGGGAGCUGCUGGCCGAGAUGGAGCGGGGGAGGGGCGCCGCGGAGGAGGGGGGAGGGGAGGAGGAGGAGACCGGCCGGCCGGCGGAGGAGGGGGGUGGUGGGGAGCUGCGGGACACGCUCAGGGAUGAUGCCAAGCUUCUUGAGGAGCAGAUACACAGCACCGUGGUGCGGUUGGAGGGAGCCUACGAGCGAGCUUCCGGCUCACUGUCCGAACGUACGGAGGACGUCUCAGUAGGGGGGGCGCGGGGCGGAGGCGGGGCGAGGGGACCGGCUCUAGAGGAGCUCAGCGGGGUGUGGGGGCAACUGCGGGCGCUGGAGCGGGCCGGGGACGCCGCGCUCAAGAGGAUCGACGACCUGCACAUGCAGCGACAGAGACUCAAGGACGUGGCGCAGGAGGUCCGCGCCGAGCGUGACGUGCUCCAGGCUCGUAUGUCGGAGCAGGCGUUGCGCAUCUCAUCACUGAGCGCACGUCUCGCGCAGCAGCGGUGUGAUGCCGACGCCCUGGCUCAUGACGCCGCCGCACAGCUCUCCGUGAAGCUACACGACGCACAGGCUGAGGUUCAAAGAUUGACGGAGGAGUUGACUACCAAAGAUAAACAGCUGGCGAGAUUGAAGCAGAGCCACGAGGACAGAGACAAGUAUGGAGAAACACAAGCGGUCUUUGGGAAUUCAUGUAACCCUAAAGACAGAAAUGCAAUAUUAGAACGGGAACUUUUAAACGCUAAAUCCAAAAUAGAACAACUCGAAACUUUAGUACGAAGUCUCGAAAAUGAUAAGGAAAAACUUCAAUCAACAGUCAGAGAACAACAGAGAACACUCGCUGAGAAGGAGGAACAGUUGAAUGAAAUUAUGGCUCUUAAUCUGGUUGAGGACCAAAGCGAGGUGAUUCAGGCCAAGACGUCCGCGCGGACACUCAGUGAUAUCGUCUCCAUAUCAGAGUUCGACGAACAGGACUUGAUAAUGAGGCGGGCGGAGUUGAAGGGACAGAACGCUAGCAUCACGAACACUGAUCACAAACAUAAAACCAAUCUAAACAAGACCCUACCCCCCGAUGUACAGAAACCUAAUAUGAGUUCAUUGAACUUGGACUACGCUGAUCAUUUCGAUGCCACAAACUUUACUCCCCGUGCCGACUCUCUACCUAUACAUCUAACAUCUACCCAAAAUAAAGAGGUUUACAAAAGGAGUGCAAAUGAAACGACAAUAUUUGGUGAAGGUAUUAAACAUUCUACUGCUCAAAAUAUACCCGAUAAUUGUUCAAUGUAUCCCAACAGAGACGUCUCGGAAAGUAAAAAUUUAAGUGUUGAACCGAAAAAGAUUAACUUCUCAAUGGAACCAUCCGACAACAGAACUCACGACGAUGAGUUGACUUCCUUGAAAGAUCUGGGAAUAACGUUAGACGUGAAGCAAGAGAACUUCCCAGACAUACUGACGCAGCUCAAACAUGAAAUAAAGAAAUCUAGAAGUGAGUUAGAUCUGUGUAAGGCAGAACUCAAGAAUGCUGAGGAACAGCUGUGUGAGUUUCCAGCGUUAAAAGAAGAAGUGGAGGCGUUGAAGGGGCUGUUGGAGAAUACGAUGGCGGCCAUGGACAACGACAAGAAGUUUUACGAAAAUCAAUUAGAUACUUUUGAAUCAAAUAAGAAACUGCUCGAACAAAGACUUAAAGAAUUAACUCAAGAAGUUAAUGAGAAAUCAAAAGACCUGAAUCUGCUCAAGGAAGAUAUUCUACGACGAGAAAACAUGAUAUUAGAACUUGCGAAGGAGAAACGGAACUUGGCAAAUAAGAUUUCUGAUUUAGAAAUCAAAAUAGACGAAUUAAAUAGCAAGAAUACAGCUCUAGAAAAACACGAGGUAGAAAAUAAGCAGCUCAGAGAAAAGCUAAGUGAGCUACAGAGACUCGAACAGUUGGUAUCAGAAAAAAAUCAACAAAUUGACAGUUUAAAUCAACAUCUAGAUAGAUUGGACGAUCUACAGAGAUGUUUGAACGACAAAACCGAAGAGAUGGAGGGACUGAAACAGGCGCUGAAAAUGAAAACAAACGAACUGUUCCAAGUGAGAGACUCGGUCAACACGUUGAACACUGACAUCGCUAAAGUUAUAGAAGAGAACGACCAGCUCAGCCAACAGAAUAAAGAACUGAAGUUAAAACUAACUAAACUAGAGAAGGAACAGGAAAACGCAACGAUCAGGCUUCAGAACAACGAGACUGAACUCAACAGGGUCCACUCACAGAACACGGAGCUCACGGCGAGGAUAGAGGAGCUGAGGGUAUUACACGACGCACUGAAAGAUAAAGAGACGGAGAUAGAGAUACUAAGAGAGGACAUUGACCUCUACCACGAGGAGGUGGCGGCGCUGAGGGAACAGAUGAAGAUGGUGUCCAGGAGCCCCUCGCCCAGGAACAAACACACGGAGGCUGACACGGACCGGCGGGCCAGUAGGGACAGGAAGCAGCUGGUCAAGAUUAAGAAACAAAUAUCACUGUUACAACACGAACUGGACUUCCACAAGAAGGAACUCAACGAUAAGGCCUUCGAAUUAGCUAAGGCUAAACUGGAUUUGACGGAAGCUCGGAAUAAUAUAAGUCAGAUGAGUAAGCAAAUAUCUGACAGCGAGCAGCUCCACGUGGCCUGGAACGAGCAGCAGCAGCAGCUGGAACAACUGGUGCGAGAGAAGGAACAGCUGGAGCGACAGCUGGAGACGGUCCUGGCCAGACUGCGGGAGGAGACCGACGUAGGCGAGUUGAGGCACAAGCUGUGCGCUGAAAGUGAACGAUGUGGACAACUGGAGCGGGAACUGAGGCGGCUCCGGGACACGAGCGACAGAGUUCAGUCGACGCCGGGACGCGCGCGCUCCCCCACGGCCGAGCUGGAGCGGGCGGUGCGCGACCAGCUUGACUACUCACACGCCUUGGACGACGACAUCAUGGACCAGAUUCUGUCUGCGAGCAGCGACGAACGAGAGGACGUUCCGAGACUAGUUCUCAAUUCAUCCAAUCAGUCUACGAGCUCGAUGAAAUCGACAUCUUCGGAGCGCAUGCAGCGGCUGAGGAACGACAACGAGAAGCUGCAGCUGAAGGUGGAACACCUGGAGUGUAGGUUAAAAGAUAAGGACGCGCUCAUAUCUGAACUCAACAGAGUGCGAGACAAGCUGUCCAGUGAGUGUCAGUCGGGUCGGCUGAGGCUGGAGGCGGAGCGCGACCGCUCGGCGCGCCUGGCCCUGCUGCUGGACUCACACAAGGACACGGCCAGCUCGCUACACGACCAGGACUCCAGCAUGAUCGACAUGCUCAAGAGGCGACUCGAGACCGCCAUGAAGUCCGAGAUGGAGGCGCAGCAGCGGGAGAGGGACCUGCUGCAGCGGCUGAAACUUCUGGAGCGGACGCUGCCCGAACAACACUCGCCCGCUGACCAACACAAACAGGAGUCAGAGGAACGCGCUCGACUGCAGAGCUCGCUGAGCACGGCGCGGCUUCAGCUGGAGGCCGAGCGGAGGCGGGCCGGAGAACUACACGCGAUGCUCGAACACGAGAGGAACAAACAUAGAAGAGAGCUGGAUGAAGCGGCCGCCGCCACCGCCGCACUCAGGGGGGAGCUGGCUGAACUGAGGAGAUUGAAACACGAGUCCGGCGUGGAGCUGGUGAGGACCAAGGAGCUGCUACACACGCAGAGCGAUACUAUCGCGCAGCUCGAGAAGAAGUAUGCCGCCAGGAGCAAACACAACGAUACUAUCACUGGAAUCGAAAACGAAAAAACAGAUCUGGCUCGUGAGAUGGCGACCCUCCGGCGGUGUCUGACGGAGGCGCCCCACGGACAGCUGCAGCAGAUGAUGGACGAGAGGCAGGCACUGACAGACACCAUCAGGGAGCUGCGAGCACAGCUGGAGGCCAGGAACGACGACAAGGAACAGGCGGUGAGUACGGACAGGGAAUGUCUUCAUAUGAACGACAACACUUGUUUUAUUUGUUCAUAA
Messenger RNA from Danaus chrysippus (African queen), 7641 nucleotides. NCBI's taxonomy places the organism in Eukaryota, Metazoa, Arthropoda, Insecta, Lepidoptera, Nymphalidae. The record is from the annotation of a GenBank genome assembly.